Bradysia coprophila is the source of this 2242-nucleotide messenger RNA. It is a transcript of the gene srl, whose product is annotated as PGC-1 family member spargel. Gene Ontology annotation, cellular component: nucleus. The record is from RefSeq and is a predicted model, not a curated record. Lineage: Eukaryota; Metazoa; Arthropoda; Insecta; Diptera; Sciaridae. Gene Ontology annotation, biological process: positive regulation of transcription by RNA polymerase II. Gene Ontology annotation, molecular function: RNA binding; transcription factor binding.
CUGUCAAAAUACAUGGAAAGAGAUAAUUUAUAUUCACCAUUUUCACCAUACCACGUUUUUUAACUUUUUAUAAUCGGCAUACGAAAUUGUAGUAAAAUUCUCGGUAUUGGCCUUUAAUUUGGCUUGUUACGCUUUACCUGUUUCUUAGUCAGUGAAUCAUAAGCUGGACACCAAAAAUCAGCGUAUGUACUGACAAGAGAACCGGUUGCAAGAGCAAAACCAUCGUAGCAAAACAGCGACUUAACAUAAUUUGAACCUAUAAAUGGAGAUAAAUACGAGACACUGAAAUAAAGAUGAUUGCCGCUGACAUUGAAACUAGGGCAUUUUUGACCCCAAAAUUAGAAAUUGUAUCAAUUGAUCCGAAUUGUAUGGAAUACGAUGAUUGGGACGAUAAUGAUGAUGAUGAUGACAGUGGUAGUAGUUGUAGUACAACUCCAAGUAUUAGUUCGAGCAGUGGUUUCAAGAGCCACGAAAAUGAUAGCGAAGAUUUAUUCGACGAAGACAAUUUGCGUCGACCGCAUAAUAUACCGAGCAGUAAAGAUUUAUCGAUAGCUAGCGAUCACAGUUACGAAAAAAAUACCGGAAGCGAAUCAAUAUUCACGGACAAUUCGAAAGAGUUUCAAACGAACUGCGAUCAAAUCGAUGCUUAUGCAAAUGUUGUCAAUUGGUUGGAUUCAACAUCCGCAAUGCCAUUGUUUCCGAAGCCUAUCAAAAUUAAACGCCAGAGUGAUUUUCCGAUUGAGGUGCUGGAUCACAAACGAAUCGAACUCGGCGGUCCAAUAAACAGAACCGAAUCUCAAAGAGUAGAUUCAGAACAUACGGUCGCUAACAAACGAAAUCAAUUACACGACAAACGCAAUGCAGAGAACUUAGUACACCACCCAUUGACCAACGCUGAACCGGUUCUGAAACAGCUCGAUAAAGUAACAGACAAGUCAUGCGGACCAGUUAACAACAUCUUAUUCGAAAAGAAUCAAAUUGAAACGACAAAUCGCCUGAACAAUGUCCAUCCGGUCCAAGCGAAAAAGAAAUUGAACUUGGAAGAGUAUCUGAAACGGCGGCCAGACUUGAAGCGCCAUCCAUCCAAAGUGAAUGAAAUUAAAACGGAACCAAAUGACUGGACAGCGAAUCAGAAUGAUGCGAAACAGGACAAAGAAUGUGUGGCGAACAGCAUUCAGGAUUUGUACGAGGAAAUAAUUGUCGUAUCAAUGGGAUCGAAUACAGAUGUGACGAUUCCAUUCAAUGAAAAUUUAUCCGGCGACGUUCAGUCGAUAAAGUUAAUAUCGGAAAUCACCGACACAAUUACGAAAGUGAAGAACGACAGUAAUUCAUUGAUAGCGAGCAUACGUGACGUUAUAAUAAAGAAAAGCAGUAGCCUCAAUUGUAAUGGCAACAAUGCCCCCGAUAGUACGAAUAGCGAAAUUGUAAAUGAAACCGAGCACGGCGAGGAUAAAACGAUUAUGCAUCUGAAAAAGGAUCGCAUACGGAACAAGUGCGCAUCGGUUGGCGUUCAGACUGAUUGUGAUAUACGGUUUCCGGUGCUGGAAAGGCCAAAAAUUGCCGUCUAUGCAAAAUCGUUAUCGCGGAGUCCGUCGACAAGCUCGAGAAGUUCAUAUAGCUCGUAUUCUAGUGACAAUAGGAAAAGAAAAAGUUCGAACGAUACUCGUCGAUCGAUAUCGCGGAGCAAUUACAGCAGUUGGUCGAAUCAAGGAUUUGAAAAGAGCUACAAACGAAGCCGCCAGGAAAAUGACGAACGAUGCACGGUCUACGUGGGCCGUAUCGAAACAACUACCUCAAAGGAAGACUUGAAGAAGAAAUUCGAAAAGUAUGGACCAAUUAAGGAAAUUUCGACGCAUCAAAAGAAGAAUGGAAUGAAAUUCGGUUUCGUAACAUUUAAAAGUGCCAAAGAUGCGUACAACACAAUUGACGGCAGUGCUGCAGAUUCGUCGAUAAAUACGUACGAUAUUAGUUUCGGCGGACGACGAGCUUUUUGUAAAGAGUCCUAUCUUGAUUUAGAUAAUACAAAUGUUUAUCAGCAAGGAUAUGUGUUACCGACUGUUCAACAAAACGAUAGCUUUGAAGAUCUGCUGCGAAAAGUUAAAUUAGAAAUCGAAAGCUCUCAAAAGCACAUCAAGUAGCUGUGAAAUUGUUGUAGAAUAUUUUUACAGAUUUUUUUUAUUAUAAAAGUCGAUGUCGCGUCGAUUUUUCAUUUUUGAAUUAUUAAAAAAAUUGUUUUUUUAAA